This is a messenger RNA of Cutaneotrichosporon oleaginosum, 2073 nucleotides long. RefSeq lists its product as uncharacterized. The record is from RefSeq and is a predicted model, not a curated record. Gene Ontology annotation, cellular component: nucleus; RNA N6-methyladenosine methyltransferase complex. NCBI's taxonomy places the organism in Eukaryota, Fungi, Basidiomycota, Tremellomycetes, Trichosporonales, Trichosporonaceae. Gene Ontology annotation, molecular function: mRNA binding.
CUCCAUCUCCCAUCUCUCAUGGCCACAAAACUCGCAACAGCGCUCGACGCGCACAGGUCAUACCUCCAGCAAGUCCGAGAACGGCAGCGCGCCUGCCGCGCGCAGGUCGCGCUGGCCACCGCCGCCCUCUCGCCCGAGCGCCGCACACACUCUCGCGCGCCGUCCACGACCUCCCCAAGCGCCCCAGGCCCCUCCACCGCCUCGGACGAAGCGAGCACAAGCGCCGCGCGCUCGCUCGCCAACGUCGCGAACUACGUCCCCCGCGAAGAAGCCGUCCGCAACGACUAUGCGGCGUGGUACGCGUGCUCGGGCCAGUGGCCGAGCAACUACGUCCUCGGCGCCGCCGACGGCGAAAUCUGCGACGAAUUUCCCGCCCUCCGCCGUUUAAUGGAUCUCAAAGCGGCACACGUCGCGGCGGCCGCACACCCGCCCCUCGUCGCGCCCAUCCCCACCCCCACCGCGUCCGCCAUCCUCCCCACCCUCUCGCCACACAGGUUCGACGUCAUCCUACUACACGACCCGCGCGCAUGGGGCGGGACAUGGGCCGAGGUCGCCGCCCUCCCGCUCCGCCACCUGUCGGCGGACCCAGCGUUCGUGUUCCUCUGGGUCGGCGCAGGCGACGGCGACGGGCUCGAGCGCGGCCGCGAGUGUCUCGCCAAAUGGGGAUUCCGGCGGGCUGAGGACAUCGUGUGGGUCAAAACCAACAAGGCCGACGGCAACCCGGGCGGCGCGAGCACGGGGCUCUUCGCGAGCCAAAAGGAACACUGCCUCAUGGGCAUCCGCGGCACGGUGCGGCGCAGCACCGACGUCCACUUCGUCCACUGUAAUGUGGACACGGACGUGAUCGUCUGGGAGGGCGACCCAGACGGCCCCCGCACCCCGCCAUACCUAUAUACGCUAAUCGAGAACUUUUGUCUCGGCGCCCGCCGCCUCGAGCUCUUCGGGGACGCCGCGCGCGCCCGCCCCGGCUGGGUCACGGCGCCGCUCGUGCCCGACUCUAGCCCCUCCGACCUACCCCCGCACGCAGAGCGCUUCGACACAUCCACAUACCCCCUCCACCUCCCACGCAAGAAGGAGGAGGGCAAACCCGUGGUCCCGUUCCACGCCGAGAUCGAGCUGCUGCGUCCCAAGUCGCCGCAGCGGCGCGGGCGCAAGUCGGGCCCCGGCCCCGGUCCUGGCUCCCUUGGCCCCGGCCCCGGCCCCGGCCCCGGUCCCAACUCUGGCCCGGGAGCGUCGCCCGGCACCCACACGCCGCGCUUCGGCGCGGGCGUCAUGCGCAUGGGCGCGCUCACGCCGGCGCAGGCGCCUAUGAUGGGCGCUAUGGGCGCUAUGGGCGCUAACGCGUUCCCGGUGCAUGUGCAGAUGGGCAUGCCGUUCAGUCCCAUGGAGCAGAUGGCGAUGCUGCAGAUGCAGAUGGGGCAGAUGGGCAUGCCUGUGCAGAUGCAGGGCAUGCAGGUGCCGGGGAUGGGGGGAAUGGGGCAGAUGGGGAUGGGGCAGAUGGGACAGAUGGGGCAAAUGGGCCAGAUGGGCCAGAUGGGCAUGCAGGGCAUGUCGCCCAUGAUGCUCGACGCCAUGCAGCAGCAGCACAUGCAGCAGCAGAUGAUGAUGAUGGGCGGGAUGGGCGGGAUGGGGAUGGGAAUGGGAAUGGGGAUGGGGAUGGGCGGGGGCGGGGGCAUGGGGGGAAUGGGAGGCGUAGGCAUGGGCAUGCAAGUGCCCAACGCGCCGAUGGGCAUGGGCAUGAUGCCCGGCAGCAUGGGCAUGGGCAUGGGCAGCCCGAUGGGGGGCAUGAGCCCGCAGCCCGCGGCGUCGCCGCUCGGGCCGUCGCCGCACCUCUCGGCGUCGCCGCACGUCCCGUCGCCCCAUUUGUCGCCGCACGUCGGCACCAACACGCUCCCCGGAUCGCCGGAUCCGGGCGCGCACUCGCCCAGCCCGCCUGUUGACGAGUGGGGUAAUCUCGUGGAGUAUGGGUACGGCUUCCAGGGCCAGGGGACGCACGGCCACGGCGGAGGGUACGGGUACGGGUACUAUGGGUAUGGGCAGUAGAUUGUAUCGAUGUCAUGUACAAAUGUGGUU